This is a messenger RNA of Camelina sativa (false flax), 606 nucleotides long. RefSeq names its product cytochrome c oxidase-assembly factor COX23, mitochondrial. The record is from RefSeq and is a predicted model, not a curated record. Lineage: Eukaryota; Viridiplantae; Streptophyta; Magnoliopsida; Brassicales; Brassicaceae.
GAACCUAUAGGCAGCCUGAGUGCCUCUAAGGCCCAUUUUGAACGAGGGUAUCUUCUUCACGCACGGAACUCGUUGAGAGAGAGAGAGAGACGGUGAUCGGGAAAUGACGACGAAAGAGGCGGGUGCGUCGUACCCUAGCGCGGCUCGGAUAUCUGAUUCUCCAUGUUAUCUUCAGUACUCUGCGUCUCUCAAAUGUCUUGAAGAAUUUGGAUCCGACAAGAGUAAAUGCCAGGAUCAUUUUGAUGUGUAUAAAGAAUGCAAGAAGAAAGAGGUUGUUGUAAAUUCACAUUAUGCCUUAUUCUGUUUCCGAAUUCUCUGCUUACCUAUGUUUUGUUUCUCAGAGGGAAGCUCGAUUGGAACGCAAUAAGACACGUUCGUUGUUCUCUUGAAUGUUGAUCCUGAUGGAAAUGCCAAUGAUGUCUUCGAACAUCAUCAUCAUCAUCAUCUAGUCGUAGCAUCCUGUUAUUUCAUUUUGCAAUAAUACCUCUGAGAAGUGGUAGUUUUUGUUUCACUUGUUGUUCGUAAAUUGUAUGGUCUAAAUAAAUCAGUCUCACAUUGGAGAUGGAAAGUGUUUGUUAAUAUAUAUUAAUGUUCUUUUACUCCCCA